Messenger RNA from Olea europaea var. sylvestris, 1166 nucleotides. RefSeq names its product tetraspanin-8-like. Gene Ontology annotation, cellular component: plasma membrane; plasmodesma. Bases 150 to 959 code for a protein of 269 amino acids. The transcript has 2 exons. The record is from RefSeq and is a predicted model, not a curated record. Gene Ontology annotation, biological process: auxin-activated signaling pathway. Lineage: Eukaryota; Viridiplantae; Streptophyta; Magnoliopsida; Lamiales; Oleaceae.
CACCACAUGUAUAUACACACACCCAAACGCGCUCUCCUCGAAAUCAGCACCGUCUUUCCCCACUCUCUUUGAGAAAUUCCGUAAGUUCUUGAUACUUUAGCUUUGCUAUUGGGAAAAUCUUUCAUUCUUGAAUCAAGAAUCCACUAAUAAUGGUCCGAGUGAGUAACAAUUUGGUUGGCAUUCUCAAUCUGAUCACACUUUUGCUGUCAAUUCCCAUCAUAGGAGGGGGAAUAUGGCUCUCAAAGCAAGCCAACACAGAGUGCGAGCGAUUUCUUGACAAGCCAGUAAUAGUCUUAGGAGUCUUUAUUCUGCUGGUUUCAAUUGCAGGUUUAGUGGGUUCUUGCUGUAGGGUUUCAUGUCUUUUAUGGGUCUAUUUAGUGGUCAUGUUCUUGUUGAUUCUUCUUCUGUUUUGCUUCACAAUCUUCGCAUUUGUGGUGACAAAUAAGGGCGCUGGUGAGGCACUUUCAGAUAGGGGAUAUAAGGAGUAUAGAUUGGGGGAUUAUUCAGAUUGGCUACAGAAAAGGGUUAAUAAUGAUAAUAAUUGGAAUAAGAUUAGGAGUUGUUUGCAGGAUAGUAAGAUUUGUCAGAGGCUUCUUGAUGAUGGGUCAUCUACAAAAGUUGAAGAUUUUAACAGACAACACCUUUCUUCCCUUCAGUCUGGUUGCUGUAAGCCAUCUAAUGACUGUAACUUCCAGUACAUUAGCCCAACAAACUGGACUGGGACACCAACCUCAUCCUUCACUAAUCCCGACUGCUUUGCCUGGAGCAAUGAUCCGAAUAUCUUGUGCUACAACUGCCAAUCGUGCAAGGCAGGGAUGCUGGACAACAUCAAGAGUGACUGGAAGAGGGUGGCUGUUAUCAACAUCAUUUUCCUCGUCUUCCUCAUUAUUGUGUAUUCCAUUGGAUGUUGUGCAUUCAGAAACAACCGGGAGGACAAUUCAUGGAAACAGUACCCUUGAAUGUAUUGACUUGUUAUUUUUGGUUUAGACAUAUAAGUUUCUAAAGAGAAUUGUAUUCAGGAUGUCAAGUUUCCCGUUACUGUUUUGUUAGGCGUACAGGUUAUUGCUUUUACCUAUCUGGAUUGGAUUGCGCUAACAGAUUUAUUUUGAUAUUACUUGGGAUCUGUUCUUAUAAAUUGGAUUAUGUUCAUUUCAAAUUUUCUGUCU